GCUGGUGCUAAUUGGAGCCGAUUAGCACCAGCUGUGGUCACUUGUCACCUGCUAUAAAAGCGCGGCUGGACGGCCUUCUUCUGCAAUUGUCACUGAAACAAUGGCUGCUGUAUGGCUCUUGGUUGUGUUGGUCCAUGCUGUCUUCAUGGACAAAGGCCUUUGUUUUCCAUCUGGGGCUAAACCAGAGGAGUCCAACGCUGUGCUUAAGAAAGGCGCGCCAGAUGUGUCUCCUGAUGAUGUUUCACUCGAGAGAGUUGUUGAGCUUCUGGAUUCUGUGUCGACGCUCCAUACGCCUGCCCAACCUGCAAGCAAAGCAGUACUGCGAGACAAAGAAAGCCACCAUGUGAGAAACGACCAGACGAGCUACAACAAGGGCCUCCAGAACGACUCCUUCAGCCACGACCAGCAGAGCCACAACAUGAGCAAGGGUCAGCAGAAUGACUUAUUUCAACAAGUCCAGCAGAGUGUCAACCAGAACAACACGAGUCACAGCCAACAGAGUGAGUCCGUUCAAAAAGUCGAGCAGAGUGUCAACCAGAACAACACAAUGAGUCACAGCCACCAGAGUGAGUCUGUUCAAGUCCAGCAGAGUGUCAACCAGAACAACACAAUGAGUCACAGCCACCCGAGUGAGUCUGUUCAACAAGUCCAGCAGAGUGUUAACCAGAACAACACAAUGAGUCAAAGCCACCCGAGUGAGUCUGUUCAACAAGUCCAGCAGAAUGUCAACCAGAACACAAUGAGUCACAGCCACCCGAGUGAGUCCUUUAAACAAGUCUACCAGAAUGACAGACUGGAUGAUGAGGCGUUGAUUGUGAAUGUUUGAUUUUUCAUGGAAGAGCUUUUAUGUAAUGCCUGUCUGAUCAAAUUAAAAUCCUUCCCUUCA
This is a messenger RNA of Phyllopteryx taeniolatus (common seadragon), 886 nucleotides long. Its product is annotated as GATA zinc finger domain-containing protein 14-like. The transcript has 4 exons. NCBI's taxonomy places the organism in Eukaryota, Metazoa, Chordata, Actinopteri, Syngnathiformes, Syngnathidae. The record is from RefSeq and is a predicted model, not a curated record. The coding region runs from base 101 to 826 and encodes 241 amino acids.